This is a messenger RNA of Fopius arisanus, 796 nucleotides long. It is a transcript of the gene Rrp46, whose product is annotated as exosome complex component Rrp46. Gene Ontology annotation, biological process: rRNA catabolic process; nuclear mRNA surveillance; U4 snRNA 3'-end processing. Gene Ontology annotation, cellular component: nuclear exosome (RNase complex); cytoplasmic exosome (RNase complex); nucleolus. The record is from RefSeq and is a predicted model, not a curated record. The transcript is spliced from 5 exons. Lineage: Eukaryota; Metazoa; Arthropoda; Insecta; Hymenoptera; Braconidae. The coding region runs from base 107 to 763 and encodes 218 amino acids.
AAUUGUGGACAGUUUCAGAAUUCGAUGGGGAGCAUUCAGUGUUUGGUUGACGUUUAUUUGUGAAAGAUUUUUAUAAAGAUCAAUUGUUUAUUGUUAUUAAGUAAUAAUGGAACAAGACAAGUGUACUUUAAGAGAGAUGAACUGUGAAUUGAAUCAUUUAUCGAUGCCCGAUGGUUCUGCAAUGCUAAUGCAAGGAGACACUUGUGUUGCUGCUGGUGUUUAUGGACCUAUCGAAGCAAGACUUGCAAAAAUGAUGUACGAUAAAGCGCACAUUGAAGUUGUUUUCAGUCCCGUAAAAGGCCCACCCAGCAUCGAUGGGCGAGUAAAGGAAUUGUAUAUCAAAGAAACCUGUGAGUCAACUCUCAUGAUUGUUCUGCAUCCAGGUACAGCGAUUUCCAUUAAUCUACAGGAAAUGGAAGAUUCUGGAGGUCUCUUGGCAUGUGCCAUAAACGCUGCGAAUCUGGCAUUAAUCAAUUCUGGUUUACCAAUGAAGUUUACAAUUUCUGCUGUUCACUGCAUGAUCGAGAGGGACAGUGGAAAAACGAUUCUGGAUCCUGAGGAGAAUCAAUUAAAGAAUGCAAGAGCAACAUUCACUUACGCCUUCGACAGUAUAAAAAAGGACCUGAUCACCUGUCACACGUCAGGAAAAUUCACGGAGAAAGAACUGAUGAGUUCCAUAGAGCAGUGCAGAGAAGCUAGCCAAUAUAUUUUCGAUUUUUAUCGAGACGUAGUAAGAAAAUAUGCGAAAUGUACAGCCCAAUAAUUUAUGGUGAAUAAAAAUAAUUUUUUAAUAAUA